ACUCUCACCCUCUUCCAAAUCACACAAAGAAUUAAUAUUGAAACCAUGGCGAUUAAAGCAAAGGUUUCUUUAGCCUUCUUCCUCUUCUUCCUGUUAUCCUUAUUAUGUUCAAACUUAGUCAUAAGCAAAGAAGAAAGAGAUCCAGAAAUCAAAACAUGUAAACAUCAAUGCAGACAGCAACUCCAAUAUUCUGAGGAGGACAAGAACGUAUGCAUGGAGGAGUGUGAUGAGUAUCAUCGUAUGAAGAAAGAGCGAGAGAAACGUAAAGAACAAGACCAAGAUGAAGAUGAAAAUGAAAAUCCUUAUGUUUUCAAAAGCAAAGAUUUUGACACAAGAAUCGAUACAGAGGAUGGUAGAGUUUUGGUUCUAAACAAGUUCAAUGAUAAAUCAAAGCUACUCCGAAACAUUGAGAAUUAUGGUUUGGCUGUUUUAGAAGUUAAAGGACAUGCUUUUGUUUCUCCACACCACUUUGAUUCCGAGGUUAUUAUCUUCAACGUCAAGGGAAAAGCUAUAAUUGGUUUGGUGAUGGAAGAUAAAACAGAGAGAUUCAACCUUGAAAGUGGUGAUAUCAUGAGAGUACCUGCAGGAACACCUAUGUAUUUGGUUAAUAGAGAUGAAAAUGAGAAGCUUUUUAUUGCAGCUUUGCAUAUGCCACCUCUCUCUGCUUCUGCUCCUGUAAAUCUUGAGGCAUUUUUUGAGCCAGGAGGGAGAAACCCAGAAUCAGUUCUCACAGCAUUCAGCUCAAAAGUGCUCCAAGCAGCACUAAAGACUCCAAAAGAGAAGUUAGAAAGGUUUUUUGACUAUCAAAGAAGGGAAAGAAUUUUCAAAAUAUCAAAAGAAGAUGUGCAUGGUUUGGCACCUAAAAGAAGCAUUUGGCCAUUUGGAGGACAAUUUAAGGGCCCCUUCAAUAUUUUCACCAACCGUCCAUCUUUCUCUAACCAAUAUGGUAGUCUCUUUGAAGUUGGUCCUUCAGAAGAAAAAAGUGGACUUGAUGAACUUAAUCUCAUGCUUACCUUAGCCAACAUCACAAAGGGAUGUAUGUCUACUAUUUACUACAACACAAAUGCAAACAAGAUAGCAUUUGUAACUGAGGGAGAAGGGGAUUUUGAGAUGGCAUGUCCACACUUAAAAGAAAAAAAGAGUAGCAGCACUUCAUACCACAAGAUAAGUGGUAGAUUAAAGGCUGGAAUGGUGUUUGUUGUUCCUGCAGGUCAUCCUUUUGUAACAAUGGCUUCCAAGAAGAAUAACCUUGUGAUUGUAUGCUUUGAGGUUAAUGCAGAAAGAAACAAGAAGCUUGCUUUUGCAGGGAAGAGGAACAUUGUGAGUGCAUUGGACAAGAGAGCUAAAGAAGUAGCAUAUGAGUACCCUGCAGAGAAGGUGGAUGAGAUAUUUGAAAGAGAUGAAGAAUUCUUUUUCCCUUAUGAAGAGGGGGAGGAGGAGGAGCGUGCUGAUGCGUGAGUAGUAACACGGUGGUUAUGUCAUGUAAAAUGAAAUAAAACUCCCACAAAUUGCUGCAUUAACAUGCAGCUAACCCAUUUGUGUUGUCCUGUUUUCUUUUCAUUUUUUUUAAAUCAAUAGCACCAAAUAAAAUCAAAAACUUAUGGACUACAUUCAAUCAUUAA
Molecule: messenger RNA, 1622 nt
Organism: Cicer arietinum (chickpea)
Lineage: Eukaryota; Viridiplantae; Streptophyta; Magnoliopsida; Fabales; Fabaceae
Product: sucrose-binding protein-like
Source: RefSeq, a predicted model, not a curated record